Molecule: messenger RNA, 18412 nt
Organism: Aplysia californica (California sea hare)
Lineage: Eukaryota; Metazoa; Mollusca; Gastropoda; Aplysiida; Aplysiidae
Biological process (GO): cell-matrix adhesion
Molecular function (GO): calcium ion binding
Source: RefSeq, a predicted model, not a curated record
UGUCGUGCGAACCAGGCAAAGUCUUCAGUCUGGAGACACUGGACUGCCAGCCGUGUGGCUGGAAUCAGACCAGGUCAGCCGGAGACCCCUUCUGCUACGUGUGCCCUUACCAGAACUACUCAGAUACACACUGCGACAAUUCCAGCGAGGUCUAUGCUUUGACGAAGACUGCAGGAACAUCAAUGUAACACUUUCACCCUCUCAUGUGUGUGUGCCAGACUGCAACGAUCUCAGCAAUUGUAGUCGUUACAUCACUCGACUGGCGGUUACAAUUUUCCACUCACGGACAUUUUCUCCGUCCAUCGACUCUCUGGGAAUCCUGCGCAGUACAGUGGACAUCCUUCUGGAGACCCUGCCGGUCUUACCCUCAGCCUUGCACAUAAUAUCUGGGUCAAAUUCGUCCGAACCUCUUCCUUUCCAUUUUGAGCCACCAUUCCGCCCGAGAGUUCAAGCUGUGGAAUACAAAAAGCGUGUGGUGAGACUGGUGGUCAACCUCAAGGCACCGCCGGCAGAAGCCGGGAAUAGCACCAUGCCCCUCCCAUGGGGAGAGAUCGCACAAAGGAUGGGGCUGAUAGCCACAGAGAAAUUUCAACAACUUCCUGGAUUUCUAAUGGCAGAGUUUUUCUAUAUGGGGGAAAAUACUUUCGACAAGAACUCUUUCCUUGAGUUCCACUCAGUUGUGGUUUUCACCAUAGAUGUUGACAUGGGCAUCCUAAACUCUCUAGGCAGAAUCAUGGUGACAUCACACGCCCAAUGGGGUGGCAGUUUUGAAGAGUAUCCCUUCAUAGGACCAAUGAAGGUCCUUGUGGAUAUUGAUGAUGGUGAAGAAGUGGACUGGUGUUCUGUGUUAACCGCUCUUGGUAAGCAACGGUGUAAUGACAGUGCCAUGAACUGUACACAGGACAAUGUUUUUGACAAGUGUGGAGAAGAUACUGUCUCUUGGAAGACAACAUUGUUCCUAAGGUUUGAGAUAGACAAAGACUUUAAUGCCAGUGACAGCUGGGCUGUGGAGGUGGCUGUGAGAGCCAACAUUUCGGUACAUCUUGUAUCUUUGUACUCGGAGUACCACAUUGCCGUCGUCCAUGUGCUACCAGGGAGCACUGUGGUCAUCAUUCGGGUGGAUACAGACUCUGACUGGGUGCAGCAUCUGCUAGAGAGAUACAUCUACAAGUCGUUCCUGGAGCAGCCAGGUUCAAUCUCAGUGGAUGACACAGUGUACUCGGUUGUGUCUGUGAAGUUGUAUGAAGAUGAAAACGAUGCCGUAAUGGACCAGGGAGCAUUGAAACUGCACACUGUUUGCGACAUGGGUUAUGAAUGUCCAAAAGGUUCCAGGUGUGUGGCUACUGACUCUCAUCCCAAAUGUGAAGCCCCAUGUGACUAUGGAGAGUUCCGUGAGAGGGAUGCAGGCUGUGAGAUGUGUCCUAACGGAACUACGACACUGGUCCCAGAAGCAAUAUCCCACCACAUGUGUGUCCGCAACUGUUCUUCGGGCCAGGUGUUGAGUCUGGAAACUUUAGAGUGUCAAGACUGCCCAGAUGGUUUCUACCCAGACUCUUAUCCUUCUGUGUGCUAUGUCAACUCCACGCUACCUGUUGAGAAUCGCAGGAUGGACAUCCACAUGACAGUAACACUUGUGACCAACAGAUGUGAUGAAGAGAACACAAACUUCAGCAAAGCCAAUGUCACUCUUGGGCUCAAGGACAUGGCCAGAGGAGUGAUCUCUGCAAGAUUUUACAUGGCAUACUAUUUGCCAAGAACUAUAUACCUUGGUCUGUGUGAGCCAGAGUGUGUGAACAUUCUCUCUGGCCCUCUGAAUGAGAAGGAAGUGUGUGUCCCAGACUGUGGAGGGACUACCCCCUGUGACCGUUUCCUGAGCAAAGUCAGUGUACAAGUCUACAAUGCCUGGGAGCUGGCACAGUCACUGACGACAUCAGGACAUAACCGUAGCAGUGUUGAUGUUCUUUUGGAACACUUUUAUGACCUAACCUCAAUAUUGAUUGAACCUGGAAAUAAUGAAUUUGGCGUGCAUUUUGAAUUUCCUAUCAAACCUGAGGUGACAUUUGUUGACUACAAGGCGCGGCUGGUGUUCUUCAGCGUGGUCCUGGACAAACCUUUCAGUGAUAUCCGGCAUCAGUGGAGUGACACAGCCUUCAAACUUGGAGAAAGAAUGGGCGAGCUGGCUGCAGAAGAGUUUGGAGAUUUGGGCUAUCUUUAUGGAAAACUAGAUCAGAUCAGUGACCAUUAUGAUAAAAACAGCGGGGAGACCUACAUCAUGGUGAAUUCUACAGGCGUAUUUAAGAAUUCUGUGAACAAGACUAUGCUUGAAACCAUAGCGCUAAGAAUGCUAAGGGCUCAUAUCUCCUGGGAUGGCCAGUUUGGAGAGUUCCAGUUCAGAGGCGGACUUGGCCUUUUCCGGACAGCAGAGGAUCGUUGGAAUGGAGUGCAAGCUGUCAGUUGGUGUGAUGUCGUGGAGAGUGUGGGCGUGCCACAUCAUUGUGGGAAGGAGUUCAACUGUACAGAGAAGACCGUGUUCAGGAAUUGUAGCGGAGCUUGGAAAACCUCAUUGUUCCUGAGGUUUGAGAUAGACAAAGACUUUGAUGCCAGUGACAGCUGGGCUGUGGAGGUGGCUGUGAGAGCCAACAUUUCGGAGAAUCUUGAAUCAUUAAACUCGGAGUACAAUGUUGCGGUCACCCAUGUUCUACCAGGGAGCACUGUGGUCAUCAUUCGGGUGGAUGCAGAUGUUGACUGGGUGCAGUAUCUGCUAGAGAGAUACAUCUACAAGUCGUUUCUGGAGCAGCCAGGUUCUAUCUCAGUGAAUGACACAGUGUACUUGGUUAUGUCUGUGAAGAUGUAUGAAGAUGAAAAUGAUGCUGUGAUGGACCAGGGAGCAUUGAAACUGCUCAGUGUUUGCUACAUGGGUAACAUAUGUCCAGAAGGUUCCAGGUGUGUGGCUACUGACUCUCAUCCAAAAUGUGAAGUGCCAUGUGACUAUGGAGAGUUCCGUGAGAGGGAUGCAGGCUGUGAGAUGUGUCCUAACGGAACCACGACACUGGUCCAAGAAGCAAUAUCCCGACACAUGUGUGUCCGCAACUGUUCAUUGGGCCAGGUGUUGAGUCUGGAAACUUUAGAGUGUCAAGACUGCCCAGAUGGUUUCUACCCAGACUCUGAUCCUCCUGUGUGCUAUGUCAACUCCACGCUACCUGUUGAAAAUCGCAGGAUGGACAUCCACAUGACAGUAACACUUGUGAUCAACAGAUGUGAUGAAGAAAACACUUACUUCAGCAAAGCCAAUAUCACUCAUGGGCUCAAGGACAUUGCCAGAGGAAUGAUCGCUGCAAGAUUUUACAAGUACCAGGAUUUGUCAAGAACUAUAUACCUUGGUCUGUGUGAGCCAGAGUGUGUGAACAUUCUCUCUGGCCCUCUGAAUGAGAAGGAAGUGUGUGUCCCAGACUGUGGAGGGACUACCCCCUGUGACCGUUUCCUGAGCAAAGUCAGUGUACAAGUCUACAAUGCCUGGGAGCUGGCACAGUCACAGACAGCAUCAAGACAUAACCGUAGCAGUGUUGAUGUUCUACUGGAACACUUUUAUGACCUGACUCCACUUUACGAAAUUUCCUACUCUGAGCCAGAAUUUGACGGAUUUGACGUGCAUUUUGAAUUUCCCAUCAAACCUGAGGUGACAUUCGUUGACUACGAGGCGCGGCUGGUGUUCUUCAGUGUGGUCCUGGACAAACCUUUCAGUGAUAUCCGGUAUCAGUGGAGUGACACAGCCAUCAAACUUGGAGAAAGAAUGGGCGAGCUGGCUGCAGAUCAAUUUGGAGAUUUGGGCUAUCUUUAUGGAAAACUAGAUCAGAUCAGCGAUCAUUACGAUGAAAACACUGGGGAGACUUACAUCAUGGUGAAUUCUAUGGGCGUAUUUAAGAAUUCCUUUAACAAGACUAUGCUUGAAGCCGUGGCAGCAAGAAUGCUAAGAGCUCAUAUCUCCUGGGAUGGCCAAUUUGGAGAAUUCCUGUUCAGAGGCAGACUUGGCCUUUUCCGGACAGCAGAGGAUCGACAGAGAGGAGUGCAAGCGGUCAGUUGGUGUGAUGUCGUGGAGAGUGUGGGUGUGCCACGUCAUUGUGGGAAAGAGUUCACCUGUACAGAGAAAACCGUGUUCAGGAAUUGUAGCGGAGCUUGGAAAACCUCAUUGUUCCUGAGGUUUGAGAUAGACAAAGACUUUGAUGCCAGUGACAGCUGGGCUGUGGAGGUGGCUGUGAGAGCCAACAUUUCGGAGAAUCUUGAAUCAUUAAACUCGGAGUACAAUGUUGCGGUCACCCAUGUUCUACCAGGGAGCACUGUGGUCAUCAUUCGGGUGGAUGCAGAUGUUGACUGGGUGCAGUAUCUGCUAGAGAGAUACAUCUACAAGUCGUUUCUGGAGCAGCCAGGUUCUAUCUCAGUGGAUGACACAGUGUACUCGGUUAUGUCUGUGAAGAUGUAUGAAGAUGAAAACGAUGCUGUGAUGGACCAGGGAGCAUUGAAACUGCUCAGUGUUUGCUACAUGGGUAACAUAUGUCCAGAAGGUUCCAGGUGUGUGGCUACUGACUCUCAUCCAAAAUGUGAAGUGCCAUGUGACUAUGGAGAGUUCCGUGAGAGGGAUGCAGGCUGUGAGAUGUGUCCUAACGGAACCACGACACUGGUCCAAGAAGCAAUAUCCCGACACAUGUGUGUCCGCAACUGUUCAUUGGGCCAGGUGUUGAGUCUGGAAACUUUAGAGUGUCAAGACUGCCCAGAUGGUUUCUACCCAGACUCUGAUCCUCCUGUGUGCUAUGUCAACUCCACGCUACCUGUUGAAAAUCGCAGGAUGGACAUCCACAUGACAGUAACACUUGUGAUCAACAGAUGUGAUGAAGAAAACACUUACUUCAGCAAAGCCAAUAUCACUCAUGGGCUCAAGGACAUUGCCAGAGGAAUGAUCGCUGCAAGAUUUUACAAGUACCAGGAUUUGUCAAGAACUAUAUACCUUGGUCUGUGUGAGCCAGAGUGUGUGAACAUUCUCUCUGGCCCUCUGAAUGAGAAGGAAGUGUGUGUCCCAGACUGUGGAGGGACUACCCCCUGUGACCGUUUCCUGAGCAAAGUCAGUGUACAAGUCUACAAUGCCUGGGAGCUGGCACAGCCAUUGAUGACAUCAGGACAUAACCGUAGCAGUGUUGAUGUCCUUCUGGAACACUUUUAUGACCUGACUCCACUUUACAAAAUGUCCUACUCUGAGCCAGAAUAUGACGGAUUUGACGUGCAUUUUGAAUUUCCCAUCAAACCUGAGGUGACAUUCGUUGACUACGAGGCGCGGCUGGUGUUCUUCAGUGUGGUCCUGGACAAACCUUUCAGUGAUAUCCGGUAUCAGUGGAGUGACACAGCCAUCAAACUUGGAGAAAGAAUGGGCGAGCUGGCUGCAGAUCAAUUUGGAGAUUUGGGCUAUCUUUAUGGAAAACUAGAUCAGAUCAGCGAUCAUUACGAUGAAAACACUGGGGAGACUUACAUCAUGGUGAAUUCUAUGGGCGUAUUUAAGAAUUCCUUUAACAAGACUAUGCUUGAAGCCGUGGCAUCAAGAAUGCUAAGAGCUCAUAUCUCCUGGGAUGGCCAGUUUGGAGAAUUCCUGUUCAGAGGCAGACUUGGCCUUUUCCGGACAGCAGAGGAUCGACAGAGAGGAGUGCAAGCGGUCAGUUGGUGUGAUGUCGUGGAGAGUGUGGGUGUGCCAGGUCAUUGUGGGAAAGAGUUCACCUGUACAGAGAAGACCGUGUUCAGGAAUUGUAGUGGAGCUUGGAAAACCUCAUUGUUCCUGAGGUUUGAGAUAGACAAAGACUUUGAUGCCAGUGACAGCUGGGCUGUAGAGGUGGCUGUGAGAGCCAACAUUUCGGAGCAUCUUGUAUCUUUGUACUCGGAGUACCACGUUGCGGUCGUCCAUGUGCUACCAGGGAGCACUGUGAUCAUCAUUCGGGUGGAUACAGACUCUGACUGGGUGCAGCAUCUGCUAGAGAGAUACAUCUACAGGUUGUUCCUGGAGCAGCCAGGUUCUAUCUCAGUGGAUGACACUGUGUACUCGGUUGUGUCUGUGAAGAUGUAUGAAGAUGAAAAUGAUGCUGUGAUGGACCAGGGAGCAUUGAAACUGCACACUGUUUGCAACUUGGGUUAUGAAUGUCCGCAAGGUUCCAGAUGUGUGGCUACUGACUCUCAUCCCAAAUGUGAAGUGCCAUGUGACUAUGGAGAGUUCCGUGAGAGGGAUGGAGGCUGUGAGAUGUGUCCUAACGGAACCACAACACUGGUCCCAGAAGCAAUAUCGCGACACAUGUGUGUCCGCAACUGUUCAUCAGGCCAGGUGUUGAGUUUGGAAACUUUAGAGUGUCAAGUCUGCCCGGAUGGUUUCUACCCAGAAUCUGUUCCUCCUGUGUGCUAUGUCAAUUCCACGCUACCUGUUGAGAAUCGCAGGAUGGACAUCCACAUGACAGUAACACUUGUGACCAACAGAUGUGAUGAAGAAAACACAAACUUCAGCAAAGCCAAUGUCACUCUUGGGCUCAAGGAUAUUGCGAGAGGAUUGAUCUUUGCAAGAUUUUACACUGCAUAUGAUUUGUCAAGAAAUGUAUACCUUGGUCUGUGUGAGCCAGAGUGUGUGAACAUUCUCUCUGGCCCUCUGAAUGAGAAGGAAGUGUGUGUCCCAGACUGUGGAGGGACUACCCCCUGUGACCGUUUCCUGAGCAAAGUCAGUGUACAAGUCUACAAUGCCUGGGAGCUGGCACAGUCGCUGACAGCAUCAAGACAUAACCGUAGCAGUGUUGAUGUUCUACUGGAACACUUUUAUGACCUGACCCCACUCUACAAAAUUGCCUACUCUGAGCCCGAAUACGACGGAUUUGACGUGCAUUUUGAAUUUCCCAUCAAACCUGAGGUGACAUUUGUUGACUACAAGGCGCGGCUGGUGUUCUUCAGCGUGGUCCUGAACAAAAAUUUCAGUGAUAUCUGGUAUCAGUGGAGUGACACAGCCAUCAAACUUGGAGAAAGAAUGGGCGAGCUGGCUGCAGAUGAAUUUGGAGAUUUGGGCUAUCUUUAUGGAAAGUUAGACCAGAUCAGCGCUCAUUAUGAUGAAAACACUGGGGAGACCUACAUUAUGGUGAAUUCUAUGGGCGUAUUUAAGAACUCUUUGAACAAGACUAUGCUUGAAUCCAUGGCAGCAAGAAUGCUAAGAGCUCAUAUCUCCUGGGAUGGCCAAUUUGGAGAAUUCCAGUUCAGAGGCAGACUUGGCCUUUUCCGGACAGCAGAGGAUCGACAAAAAGGAGUGCAAGCGGUCAGUUGGUGUGAUGUCGUGGAGACUGUGAGUGUGCCAGGUCAUUGUGGGAAAGAGUUCACCUGUACAGAGAAGACCGUGUUCAAGAAUUGUAGCGGAGCUUGGAAAACCUCAAUGUUCCUGAGGUUUGAGAUAGACAAAGACUUUGAUGCCAGUGACAGCUGGGCUGUAGAGGUGGCUGUGAGAGCCAACGUUUCGGAGCUUCUUGAAUCUUUGAACUCAGAGUACCACGUUGCGGUUAUCCAUGUGCUACCAGGGAGCACUGUGGUCAUCAUUCGGGUGGAUACAGACGCUGACUGGGUGCAGUAUCUGCUAGAGAGAUAUAUCUAUGAGUCGUUCCUGAAGCAGCCAGGUUCUAUCUCAGUGGAUGACACAGCGUACUCGGUUGUGUCUGUGAAGAUGUAUGAAAAUGAAAACGAUGCUGUGAUGGACCAGGGAGCAUUGGAACUACACAGUAUUUGCUACAUGGGUUUUGAAUGUCCAGAAGGUUCCAGGUGUGUGGCUACUAACUCUAUUCCCAUAUGUGAAGUCCCAUGUGACUAUGGAGAGUUCCGUGAGAGGGAUGCAGGCUGUGAGAUGUGUCCUAACGGAACCACGACACUGGUCCCAGAAGCAAUAUCCCAACACAUGUGUGUCCGCAACUGUUCAUCGGCCCAGGUGUUGAGUCUGGAAACUUUAGAGUGUCAAGAUUGCCCGGAUGGUUUCUACCCAGACUCUGAUCCUCCUGUGUGCUAUGUCAACUCCACGCUACCUGUGGAGAAUCGCAGGAUGGACAUCCACCUGACAGUAACACUUGUGACCAACAGAUGUGAUGAAGAAAACACAAACUUCAGCAAAGCCAAUGUCACUCGUGGGCUCAAGGACAUGGCCAGAGGACUGAUCUCUGCAAGAUUUUACACAGCACAGGAUUUGUCAAGAACUGUGUACCUUGGUCUGUGUGAGCCAGAGUGUGUGAACAUUCUCUCUGGCCCUCUGAAUGAGAAGGAAGUGUGUGUCCCAGACUGUGGAGGGACUACCCCCUGUGACCGUUUCCUGAGCAAAGUCAGUGUACAAGUCUACAAUGCCUGGGAGCUGGCACAGUCGCUGACAGCAUCAAGACAUAACCGUAGCAGCAUUGAUGUCCUUCUGGAACACUUUUAUGACCUGACUCCACUCUACAAAAUUGCCUACUCUGGUCCAGAAUAUGACGGAUUUGACAUUCAUUUUGAAUUUCCCAUCAAACCUGAGGUGACAUUUGUUGACUACGAGGCGCGGCUGGUGUUCUUCAGCGUGGUCCUUGACAAACCUUUCAGUGAUAUCCGGUAUCAGUGGAGUGACAGUGCCAUCAAACUGGGAGAAAGAAUGGGCGAGCUGGCUGCAGAAGUAUUUGGAGAUUUGGGCUAUCUUUAUGGAAAACUAGAUCAGAUCAGCUAUCAUUAUGAUGAAAACAGUACGGGGACCUACAUCAUGGUGAAUUCUACAGGCGUAUUUAAGAAUUCUGUGAACAAGACAGUGCUAGAAGCCAUAGCGGUAAGAAUGCUUAAGGCUCAUAUCUCCUGGAAUGGCCAAUUUGGAGAGUUCCAGUUCAGAGGCAGACUUGGCCUUUUCCAGACAGCAGAGGAUCGCUGGAAUGGAGUACAAGCGGUCAGUUGGUGUGAUGUCGUGGAAAGUGUGGGUGUGCCACGUCAUUGUGGGAAAGAGUUCACCUGUACAGAGAAGACCGUGUUCAGGAAUUGUAGUGGAGCUUGGAAAACCUCAGUGUUCCUGAGGUUUGAGAUAGACAAAGACUUUGAUGCCAGUGACAGCUGGGCUGUGGAGGUGGCUGUGAGAGCCAACGUUUCGGAGCUUCUUGAAUCUUUGAACUCGGAGUACCACGUUGCGGUCGUCCAUGUGCUACCAGGGAGCACUGUAGUCAUCAUUCGGGUGGAUACAGACGCUGACUGGGUGCAGUAUCUGCUAGAGGGAUACAUCUACAGGUUGUUUCUGGAGCAGCCAGGUUCUAUCUCAGUGGAUGACACAGCAUACUCGGUUGUGUCUUUGAAGAUGUAUGAAGAUGAAAACGAUGCCGUGAUGGACCAGGGAGCAUUGAAACUACACAGUAUUUGCUACAUGGGUUUUGAAUGUCCAGAAGGUUCCAGGUGUGUGGCAACUAACUCUCUUCCCAUAUGUGAAGUCCCAUGUGACUAUGGAGAGUUCCGUGAGAGGGACGCAGGCUGUGAGAUGUGUCCUAACGGAACCACGACACUGGUACCAGAAGCAAUAUCUCAACACAUGUGUGUCAGCAACUGUUCAUCAGGCCAGGUGUUGAGUCUGGAAACUUUAGAGUGUCAAGACUGCCCAGAUGGUUUCUACCCAGACUCUGAUCCUCCUGUGUGCUUUGUCAACUCCACGCUACCUGUUGAGAAUCGCAGGAUGGACAUCCACAUGACAGUAACAGUUGUGACCAACAGAUGUGAUGCAGAAAACACAGACUUCAGCAAAGCCAAUGUCACUCGUGGGCUCAAAGACAUGGCCAGAGGACUGAUCUCUGCAAGAUUUUAUACAGCACAGGAUUUGUCAAGAACUGUGUACCUUGGUCUGUGUGAGCCAGAGUGUGUGAACAUUCUCUCUGGCCCUCUGAAUGAGAAGGAAGUGUGUGUCCCAGACUGUGGAGGGACUACCCCCUGUGACCGUUUCCUGAGCAAAGUCAGUGUACAAGUCUACAAUGCCUGGGAGCUGGCACAGUUGCUGACAGCAUCAAGACAUAACCGUAGCAGUGUUGAUGUCCUUCUGGAACACUUUUAUGACCUGACCCCACUCUACAAAAUUGCCUACUCUGGUCCAGAAUAUGACGGAUUUGACGUGCAUUUUGAAUUUCCCAUCAAACCUGAGGUGAAAUUUGUUGACUACGAGGCGCGGCUGGUGUUCUUCAGCGUGGUCCUUGACAAACCUUUCAGUGAUAUCCGGUAUCAGUGGAGUGACAGUGCCUUCAAACUUGGAGAAAGAAUGGGCGAGCUGGCUGCAGAAGAAUUUGGAGAUUUGGGCUAUCUUUAUGGAAAACUAGAUCAGAUCAGCGAUCAUUAUGAUGAAAACAGUGGGGAGACCUACAUCAUGGUGAAUUCUACAGGCGUAUUUAAGAAUUCUGUGAACAAGACAGUGCUAGAAGCCAUAGCGGUAAGAAUGCUUAAGGCUCAUAUCUCCUGGGAUGGCCAGUUUGGAGAGUUCCAGUUCAGAGGCGGACUUGGCCUUUUCCGGACAGCAGAGGAUCGUUGGAAUGGAGUGCAAGCUGUCAGUUGGUGUGAUGUCGUGGAGAGUGUGGGCGUGCCACGCCAUUGUGGGAAAGAGUUCACCUGUACAGAGAAGACCGUGUUCAGGAAUUGUAGUGGAGAUUUGUGCCCCAUUGGACAAAACAAUGACAUUGGUGAGUGUGUCUCUUGUCCCAUUGAACAAUACACUGAUGAUGGUCAGUGUGUACCUUGCCCUGAAGGCUACACCACCCUCACAGAGAUGGCUCUCUCAGCUGAUGAAUGUAUUGUCAAGUGCAAGGCAGGGACAGGUUUCUCUUGGCUCAGUAUGAGUUGUGAGAAGUGCGUGGCUCCCCAGUACAACAACGGCUCGGACAAAGUGUGUUAUUUCUGCCCAUAUACUACCAACUUGUCAUAUGCAUGUGACAACAGCGAUCCUGUGCGCAGUGACAACACAUCAUUCCUAGACAUCUCAAUAAGUGUGAACCUCACCCUGACAUCUUGCGACAUGUUGAAAAUGAUGCCAGAUGUGAGUCCAGAGGAAGUUAUCAACGGGAUGAUGCAAUACGUAACCAGGACACUCAACGGAGGUUCAAGAGGUCUAUGCCAACCAGAGGGAGAAUGCAACAACAUCCAAACUGUCCUGGGUAAUGACUACUGUUCCGAUAUUGGUGAUCGCGUACUUGUUCCACUCAACAUUCACUUGUUCAAUGUAUGGGAAGAAGUUGUAUUACGUGAUGGAAGAAGCCAGCAUGCAGUGGAGGUGUUUUUGCAAACUUUAGCAAACAUGCCUAAGUUUGCAUAUUAUAAUCCAUCAAUGGUGGCUUAUGAACCAGUGUUUUCCUUACCUACAAUUUCGGUUGAUAUCCGUCAUUCAGUUGGAGAGGCAAGACGUCUGUGGGUCACUGUGAAUCUGAAUGUCUCGUUUGAGAAAUUCUACACCGACCUUGAAGACAGAAGGACGAGGGAGCUGAUUGAAAAUAUGGGGAGAGCGGCUACACAAAAGUUUUCCCACUUGGGUCUUAUUUAUCCAGAAUUCCAUGGCAUGGGAUCAUAUGAAGAGAAUGAUCAGUCAUAUGUCUCAUUCCACGCAAGCCUCUUUUUCUGGACCACUGUAAAUGACUCAAUAAUCCAGGGAGUAGCAUCUGAAGCUUUGAAAGCCCAUUCCAUGAACGGAGGAAGGUUUGGAGAUUCUGGAUAUUCCUUCAUCGGACCUGUUUACUUGUACCUCACUGAGGAGGACCAAAGCUCUAAGUCACCUGCAUUGGACUGGUGCAAGUUCCUGGCAAAGUGGCAGGAGGCAGCCAAUCAAGUGUGUGGUCCUCGAGAGAUGUGUAUGAAUACUGAAGGCUUCUUCAAGUGUGAACCAGUCUCACAGAACGUCACAUAUAACCUCCGUAUAGAUUUCCCUCGUCCUUUUGAUAUGAAAGAGUCUUGGAAUCUGCUGGAGAAUGCCAGGUCUCAGCUAUCUGCAUUAUUUAAAGCAGAGUCUUUGGUGGUUGACCUUGGUGCUUUGGAUACAUUGCCCGUGGCAAGUGGCACUGAAACUGGAGUGAUUGUCUCCAUCCACUUGCCGAACGAGAAGGAUACAAGAGCUGUUUAUGAAGUCCUUGUGGCCAGUAUGGUGCAGAAAUCUCUGUCUGCCAAUGACUCUUCGGGCACUUCAUAUAGAGCAAUCAGAAAAGAUCUGUUUAAUGUACAAAAGGAUGGAAAUUAUGACAAUGCUCUGAAUUAUUUCAGUCCAGUAGACAUGUAUGUGUGUUUAAUGUCAGUACCUCUGUGUGGUAGGGAUGAGAAGUGCACCUAUGGACCGGGCUCUACAUUCUCUUGCGGCAACUAUGCACAGUAUUAUCUUCGUUUUGACUUUGAGAUACCAUACUCUUCCAAAAGUUUGAAUUACACCGGGAAACUGUGGGAUCAGGCGGCCUUGGCUUUUAGUAAAGGAGGCUUUCCCUAUGGUAUAGCAGGACUUAUGGCAAAAUCUACAGUCACUGGUACAUUUGAAGGAACUACGUUCAUCCUGACUGUCUUUCUGCCGGAUAGGUCUGAUGCACCAGCUUUCAAAGAGAUAUAUGUUGACUUUGUCAUGGUGAACCCACUAAUUAGUCUUGACGGAUCAUAUGUUGUUGAGCACAAUGUGUUUGAUGGCCAUAUACUUUAUGCUGUAAGCAACAUUAACCCAUUAGAUCUGGAUGUCUGUCAAGUUUCCAGCUACCUGUGUGCCUCCGAUGAGCUGUGCACCAGUGGGUCAGGGACUUCAUACAACUGCACUCUCAACACUGAGUUGGUAACUCCAGACCCUACCAUUGUGGGACAAAGAGACCUUUACCCAUAUGGUACUGCCAACGGGGACAAACGUGUCACAGCUAAAGGCUUGUUUGAGUGGGAUUAUUGGGAUGCCAUCAGUGAGCCUAUCAAGAUUACGGGAGGAUUUCCUUUUGGUACUGAGAAAUUCACUUUUGUUCAUGUCUUACCUAGUGGUGUUAUCACAGUUGGGCGUGAGAAAUGGACAUGGUGGCCUAGUCUUGAGUGGAAUGCCCAGUUUGGCAUCUACACCAUAGCUCCUUUCUGGAGUUAUAUGGACCCACGCCUUGGCAAUGUGUUCUACCAGCUGUAUCAAGGAUCAAGUACAGUAGGAUCCAACAAAAACAGUACACUGGUAGACCAUGUCUUGAACCGAGCAUCGGAUGAGGUGGAAGAGUAUCUUGAUACCAUGAACACAUCUAUCAGCCAAAAACGUUUCUCAGCAACAUCAGUGCUGGUGGCUACAUGGGAAGAUGUUGAACCAUUUACCUGGAAGAGCUAUUACUGUGAUGAACUGGAGGAGGGCAGUGAUGAGAACAACUACUUUGAUGACGACUACUAUGAUGAAGUCAGGGCCUAUUGCAAUAACACUGAAAGAGAAAGGAACACUUUCCAGUCAGUACUGAUCACAGAUGGACUACAGACAUUUGUCUUGACUACUUACAAGUACGGCCAAAUGAAGUGGCAAUUUGAGGCUUACAGAUCGAUAGCUGUCGGUUUUGUCUCACCUACUCCUGAGUUCCGCAAAAUCAAUGAUUACUACAACACUGAAAUCACAACGGUGUUAGAUAAGCGUAUCGGAAAUACAGGACGAUACGGAACAGAGAUUGAUUUUGUGGGACUCAUGGACAAUCCAGAUGCCCUUUGUGAGCAGUGGUACCUCAAAAACAGCCAUCUGGUGAACAACGACACUUACGACCAAAUGAUCGAUGGCUUGUUUGACUGUCCCUGUACCAUGGAGCGGCUGGGACGUCAAUGGUGGUUCUUUGAGUGGCAGGAGAUACCAGACCAGCCUGGGACUUUCUUAGUCUGUGCUGCCCUCAGUCCUGUGGCUAAGUCAAGGUUGGAACGCCUGGAAGGAAACACACUCAACAGGCUUUGUUGCUACAAGGUUUCAGUUCCCAAGACUGAAGACUUUGUGUCUGAAAAUGGAACAGUAGACUGGACAGGUUUAUGGGAUGCUUGGUGGGAUGCCUAUCAGAGAGGCUCCUUCAUUCAAUACAAUGACCCAGAUGCUGGCCAUGUUUUGUUGUAUGACCCGUGGUGGUGGCAAGACUCAGUUCGAUCCUCUCGCCAAGAGGACAUGCUACCUCACAAGUGGUGCUGCAGAGAUUCUUCCAAACCUUCUAAGACAUGUGCAAUGUUCAACAAAGUGCGGCCACAGGAACAGUGCAAUCCUAACGCCACAUUUGUCUCAGGUCGUGCUCUGGGUGACCCUCACAUCAAGACUGUAGAUGGUCAAGAUUACACCAUGAAUGGACUCGGCGAAUACAUCUUGGCUCUGGUUGCUUCGGAGGAUUUCAUGCUCCAAGCCCGAACAGCACAAGCUAUUAACAAAGAUGGAAACAAGACCCGGGCUACAGUGUUUGUGGCAUUUGUGGUCAAAGAAGGCUCAGAUGCUUUAUUUCAAGUAGAGUUGAACGAUGAUCUAGACGGAAUGAUUCUCUAUGCUAAUGGAGAUGAGAUCACCACUAAGUUCUAUGGGGAGGACAGUUACUCUGAGUCAAUUCAGGAUACCCUGGGUGUUCAAAGGAGAACAAGGGAGUCUGAUGGACGUAUUUCGGUCACAGCUACUUUUCCCUCUUCCAUUUCAAUCACAGUUUAUGUGGGUAUCAGGAACUUGGAGUUUUCCAUCGAUAUACCAACAACUCUCAAAGGAGAAGUGAAAGGAUUACUUGGCAAUUUUGAUGGCAUAAAGACCAAUGAUUUUGUUCAUCCAAAUGGUACUGUGCUUCCUGAUUCCAUGGUGGACAGUGAAAGGAACAUCCUGAUGAAUUUUGCCGAGUUGUGGCGAGUCACCACAAGUAACUCUGUGUUCAUCUAUGACGAGGAAAAGAACACAAAUUAUUAUCAGAACAAGACAUUUGAACCAAUCUUCUUAGAAGAAGUUGACAGCCAGAAGCUCAAUACCAGCAGGGCUGUCUGUGGAUCAGAUUAUGCUUGUGUCUUUGAUCUGAUAGCAACAGAUGAUGAGAGCUUUGCCAAGUACUCACAAGCUACCAACUCUGAGGCGAACUCAAUACAAAACAGUCAGGCCAAUUCCCCACCCAGUAUCUCAGUACAGAACACACUGAACGCUGAUGGCCACUUGGAAGUGACUGAAGGUUCUGAGGUGACCAUUUCCUUCCAGGCCACAGACCCUGAUGGUGACCGCCUCAACUAUACUCUAGUGGAUGGACCUUUGUCUGGUGUCCAGCUAGAUCCCAGCACUGGAGAUUUAGUCUAUACUCCCAAUGUUUCACUUCCAGUGGCUAUAGGAGUGCAAGCCCAAGAUCCUAAGGGUGGUCGAUCAGUUGUCCUGUAUGUAACUCUAGAGGUAUGCACAAACUGUAGUGGUCAUGGCAGCUGUGAUCGUUCUGAUACAAGAGAUGAAGAAUUUCUUGGUGGAAAAUUCUUGAUCAACUCCUGUGCCUGCAAGCCUGCUUACAGUGGUGACAACUGUGACACACCAGUGUAUGGAUGUGCCAGUCAACCAUGCACUUCAGGACAAACGUGCGACAACCUUGACCCAGAUGAGGACCCGGACAACGAGAGACGUUACAAGUGUGGGGCUUGCCCUAAGGGCUAUGUGGCAAGCAACGCUGUCUGUGUUGAUAUCAACGAGUGCUCCAACCUGACCCACCCUGUAUGUCCAGAACACUCUACCUGUACGAACGCAGUGGGUAACUUCUCCUGUAGCUGUGAUAAAGGCUACAGGAAGGACAUUGGUGCUGUCUUCAAGUGCAAUGAUAUUGACGAAUGUGCUGAGGGGACACAUGAUUGUCAGCAGGACUGUGAUAACACUGAUGGCUCUUUCUCCUGCUCUUGUCUCAAUGGGAACAUCCUACAGGAUGAUGGACGGACUUGCAAACAAAAUUCUUCAAUAGAAGCCAUAUGCAAUGCCCAAGGCUGUAGUGAUGACUGCACUUUGGAUGAGGACCAGAAAGCUGUGUGCAGCUGCCCCAAAGGUUAUAAACUCUCCAACAAGACACACUGUGUGGACAUUGAUGAGUGCAACACAGAGAACAAGUUCUGUAAGCAGAAGUGUGCCAAUUCAGAUGGUGGAUUUUCCUGUUCCUGCUACACUGGUUACAAACUGCAGGCUGAUCAGACUUCUUGUUCUGCGUGCCAGCACCCUUACUAUGGAGAAGAUUGCAAAAGCAUAUGUGACUGUAACGGCCAUGGGACAUGUGACUCUGUGCGGGGCUGCAUCUGCUCAGAUGGUUGGAAAGGCGAAAGUUGCAGCCAGGAUGUGAACGAGUGUGCGGAGAAGGAGCAGCCAUGUCCUGACAACCAGGUGUGCUCAAACACAGUGGGUAGCUACACAUGUAGCUGUGACGAAGGGUUUGCCACAGUCAAUGGGACCUGUCUUGAUAUCAAUGAGUGCCUUGACGUAAUAGACCACUCAUGCAGCCUCAAAAUAGAGGAAUGUGUGAACACUGUGGGAAGCUUUGACUGUGUUUGUAGGAAAGGAUACGCUCGUGGCGAGAAUGGCACUUGUGAAGACAUUGAUGAGUGUGCCACUAAAAGUCAUCGCUGUGAGCACAAAUGUGAAAACACUGAGGGCUCGCACAACUGCAAGUGCCUGCUGGGAUACCGUCUUGACAAAGAUCGAAGUAGCUGUUUGCUGUCGGAGAAUCUGUGUGAAGGAGUUACUGACCUCAACUGUACUCAACUUUGCACUGUGGACAGAAAGAGCAACCAAGCCUACUGUUUGUGUAAUACUGGCUUUGACCUAGUUGGGAAUGAAACUUGUGUUGAUAUCAAUGAAUGUGAUGCAAAGUUCCCACAUCUCAACCUGUGUGAGUACAAGGCAGGAUGUGUCAACACUGAGGGAGGUUUCAAUUGUUCCUGUCCUACUGGCAGCUUCUUAGACAAUGAUGGCAGGUCUUGUGUGGUCUGUUCUGGAGGUCGAUGGGGAGAGAACUGUUCCAAGAACUGUGGCUGCGGUGACGGUGCCUCUUCUUGUGAUCCUGUACAAGGAUGUGUAUGCAAAGAUGGUUUCAAAGGAACCCAAUGUAGGGAGGACAUUGAUGAGUGUGCCACAGGUUUGCGCACUUGUCCAGACAAAGAGAAAUGUGUGAACACUGUGGGCAGUUCUAGAUGUGACUGUGAGGACGGACUGCGACGAAAUGCUGGACAGUGUGAAGACUUUGAAGAGUGUGCUUCUAACAAGGACAACAAUUGUGCCCAAAAGUGCGAGAACUUUGUUGGCGGUUACCAGUGCAGUUGUUUCUCAGGAUACAGCUUCAAUGCCAGCGAAAACACUUGUACAAAUAUCAACGAGUGUGAGUUGGGCUCGUUUCGCUGUGAGGGGGACUGUCAGGACACUGAGGGAGGCUACCGCUGCACUUGUCGUGAGGGACUCAAACUCAAUGCAGAUGGUGUUUCCUGCAGAGCGGCCGAAGCCUGUGACCCAAGCUCAAACCCCUGUGAGGAGAAGGACAAAUGUCGACUGGUGAACUCCCAGACUGUCUGCUCAUGCCCACGUGGGAAAACUCUCAACACCACUGACAACACCACUUGUAUUGAUGUUGACUUGUGUGCCGGAGAUCCCUGCUCAGAUACAUGUAAUGAGACUGCAGAUGGGAAAAAUUAUAUUUGCUUGUGUCCACCUGGAAGCAAACUAGCUUCUGAUGAAAUCAGUUGUGAAGAAUGUGUGAGGGGCACUUAUGGUUUGAACUGUGCUGAGUCCUGUAACUGCAGCUUGCUGAAUGCAGAUGACUGCAAUAAGGUGAAUGGCUCAUGCAGCUGUAAACAGGGCUGGACAGGAGCUACUUGUGAUGUAGAUGAGGAUGAGUGUGAUUCAGACCCAUGCCCAGACAAUGCAACGUGCCAGAACACACCAGGCAGCUUCGUUUGCUCCUGUAACCCAGGCUACUCAAAAUCUAACAACAAUUCCUGCACUGUUUGCAGUCCCGGCACUUACGGACAAGAAUGUAGACAUCAGUGCAACUGUUCUGGGGACAAUACCUUGUCCUGUGACCCACAAUUUGGCAUCUGUUCCUGCAAGAAGGGCUGGGAAGGUCUCUCUUGUCAUGUGGACAUAAAUGAGUGUGGGACGCCAGAUGACCAGUGCGCUGCUGCUAACAGGACACAAUGGAUAUGUGUCAAUGAUCCUGGUUCCUUUCACUGUGAGUGUGAGUCUGGCUUCAUUGAUGCGAGCAACGUUUGCAAUGACUUGAACGAGUGUGAGAGAGGGUCCAGCAAUCAGUGCCAGCAGAACUGUAACAACACAGAGGGAAGCUACACCUGCUACUGUGAUCCCGGCUACAAGCAGAACUUGCAGAAUCCCUUCUUGUGUGAUGAGUGUGCUGAAGGAACUUAUGGCCAGGAAUGUGCUCUUACUUGCAGCUGUAACCUGACCAACGUAGCUUCCUGCAACAAG